Vigna radiata var. radiata (mung bean) is the source of this 1389-nucleotide messenger RNA. RefSeq names its product caffeic acid 3-O-methyltransferase-like. Bases 93 to 1211 code for a protein of 372 amino acids. Gene Ontology annotation, biological process: methylation. The transcript has 4 exons. Gene Ontology annotation, molecular function: protein dimerization activity; S-adenosylmethionine-dependent methyltransferase activity; O-methyltransferase activity. The record is from RefSeq and is a predicted model, not a curated record. NCBI's taxonomy places the organism in Eukaryota, Viridiplantae, Streptophyta, Magnoliopsida, Fabales, Fabaceae.
AGACCGGAAAAAAAAAAGGAGGAAGAAGAAUAAACGCAGCGUGUGUACUUUAAAGUGUAACAGGUGGUGAGAAAUUGCAGGUUGAAGCAGAGAUGGAAAACCUUCCAAAUUCAAAGCUGAACGGCGAAGAGAAGAAGAAGGAAGCAGAAGAAAGAGAAGAUGAAGAAAGCUUCUCGCGUGCCAUGCAGCUUGUGAGCUCCGUNGUGCUACCGAUGGCAGUGCAAUCGGCGACGGAGCUGGGUGUGUUUGAGGUGCUGAAAGAAGCGGGUGAAGGUGCUAAGCUCUCUGCAAAGGACAUAGCNUCCAAGAUUUCCUGCACCAACCCAGAAGCAGCCUCAAUGCUAGAUCGUCUCCUCNCUCUUCUUUCCUCUCACUCCAUUCUUCACUCUUCCCUCGUUUCCGACAACCUUGUCCCUCCCACCUUUCACAGGCUCUACUCCAUCACUCCCCUCGCCACAUUCUUUGCUCGCAAUUCUGAUGGGGUUUCAUUGGGACCCUUGAUGGCCUUGCUCCAAGACAAAAUCUUCCUACACAGCUGGACUGAGCUGAAAGAUGCAAUUCGGGAGGGCGGUAUUCCAUUCAACAGGGCGUAUGGCACCCAUGCUUUUGAGUAUCCAAGGUUGGACUCAAGGUUCAAUAAUGUUUUCAACACAGCAAUGAUUAAUCACACGACUUUGGUGAUGAAGAGGGUUCUGGAAUCCUACAAAGGUUUUGAGGGCAUAAAAAGGCUGGUGGAUGUUGGUGGUGGUCUUGGGAUCAACAUUAGCUUGAUCACUUCAAAAUACCCUCAUAUCCAUGGCAUCAAUUUCGACCUGCCUCACGUCAUUCAAGAUGCUCCUUCAUAUCCUGGAGUGGAACACGUUGGGGGAGAUAUGUUUGAAAAUGUGCCUAAAGGAGACGCCACAUUUAUGAAGUGGAUACUUCAUGAUUGGAGUGAUGAACAGUGUGUGAAACUGUUGAAGAACUGCUAUGAUGCAAUUCCUGAUGAUGGAAAGGUGAUAGUAGUGGAAGCAGUUCUUCCAAAAACACCAGAGACAAAUGAUGCUUAUAAGGCAGUUUCACAAAUGGAUGUUUUGAUGAUGACUCAAAACCCGGGAGGGAAAGAGCGAUGUGAACAAGAGUUCAUGGAUUUGGCAACUGCAGCUGGAUUUAGUGGCAUCAGAUAUGAAUGUCAUGUCAACCUUUUCUGGGUUAUGGAGUUCUUCAAGUAGAUCACACCAUAUGCUAUGCUAUAUGCCUCUGCUUCCUCUGCUUCCUCUGCUCUACUUCUAAUUGUCCAUUUUUGCGUUGCAUGUUUGGUUUUAUGCAUUUUAAAUUAACGGAACAAAGCUCAUGUUGUGUAACAUAUUAUAUUAUAUGCAAAUUUCAAAUUACUUUUAGUUUUGGAAA